Messenger RNA from Saccostrea cuccullata (small rock oyster), 1334 nucleotides. RefSeq lists its product as uncharacterized. The record is from RefSeq and is a predicted model, not a curated record. The annotation marks the transcript as partial. The transcript is spliced from 2 exons. NCBI's taxonomy places the organism in Eukaryota, Metazoa, Mollusca, Bivalvia, Ostreida, Ostreidae.
AUGAUGUGGUCUAAAGAUCAUAAAGUUAUCUGGGACAAGGAACAGGCACAAAAUUACAAUACAGAUAAACAAACAUUGAUUCUUUCUGACGGCUCUGAAAGUCCGCCAGGAUACACACUUCUAGUUUUAAUGACACUUACAAAUAUGGAUAGUGUGUAUUUGGCCGGUAUCAGUAUAAAUGAUAGAUUUUACAUAUCUAGUUCUGAACUCCGCAAAGUCACCCUUUCUGGCUUAUUUCCAGGUUUUACGGAACAUGGCCCAUGUAGCAGUGGUUUUAUGUACGAUAUGGAUUUUGACACUGCUCAUUGUUUUGCCUGUGACAUUUGGCCUCCAUUGGCUUCCCCAUGGAUAGCCAGAUCUCAAGCCUGGCCGGGAUCUCAAAGAGUUAAUGAAAUAGUGAAAAGUGGAUGUCACCUCGUACCAAUCGGACACAAACAAGGGAAUCAUGAAGACGAUGAAUGGAGAAUCUCUUUUUCUCUUGCAGAACAAAAACUUGUGUAUUCUAUGAACCACUCUCAGUUUUUAACGUAUGGCAUGCUAAAAUUGUUCCUAAAAGAAGUUGUUAACCAUGGAGUAUGUGCUGAAGAUAAAAUACUGUGCUCAUAUCACAUGAAAACAGCAGUUUUCUGGGUGCUUCAGCAAAACACAGUUCGUGACUGGUGUCCUCAAAAUCUGCUGGAGGGUUUCUGGGAUUUCUUUAGGUUCAUCCUAAAAUGCGUGUAUGAAGGAGUUUGUCCUAAUUUUUUCAUCCCAAAAAACAACAUAUUUCUAGGUAAAAUACAAGGGAAAGCACAGAAUGACUUAUUUAUUACACUGUAUGCGUUGUAUGAGAGAGGAUAUUCCUCUCUACCAUACAGUUCCACAAUUAGCAAUAUGAUUCAUCAACCGAAUAACCCUGGACAACUUCUUUGCACACAUGAAGAAAUAACUUUCCAAGAAAUGGGAAUAAGUGCUUCAUUAGAUAGAGAAAAGGAGAUCGAUGCAAGCGCAUUAGAGAAACGAAUCUGGAUUAACAAAAGAAAAAUGGUUGUAGCAGGGAAAAUAAAUCUUGAAAAGGGCAUCUGUUACAUCAAAGAAUUAUAUCUCGAACAGCAAUAUAGUUUGAAUAGCCACGAAGAUGUUAACAUAACGUUUAUUCCAGCCAUUCUUCUGUUGCACAUGCUUGAGUUCUUGUGCUACUCACAGAUUGACCCAGUGCACGUGAAAGCAGAAUCAGCAUUACAAGAACUUCAGUCACUAGUUUUCGAAGACCAACUAGAAUCUCCAUCUGUAAUGGAGGGUGACAUAUCAUGGCAGAUUUUAGGAAUCUGUCAACAGAUGUCCGGAAAGUACAG